GCCAGGCUGGGAGGAGGAAUGGGGGGCCCCCGCUCUCCCCUGCAGUACUCAGGGGGCUGCUGAGCACUCUCUGGGUGUUCAGAGCUGAGCUCACAGGCCUGAGACAUCAGGCCUUGAAUUAGUGAGGCAUUCUUUGCAGCUGUGGGCUCGAGAGAGGCAGAGCUGGCGGUGGCCCAGGAGUGAUGGGGAAAGUGGCCCCAGGUGUGGCAAGGCAGGGACCGCCUCAGCCCUGUGCCUGGACUUCUGCGUUCCACCAUGAGGCCCCGGUGGACCCUCACAGGCUCAGCCCGGGGCCACCUGUCCAGCUUAAUAAUACAGUCCCUCAGGGGGAUGAGUUAGUUCUGGGCACCCCCACACCGGAUCCCGUUGCCUGUCCAAUUUGGGGGUCCACCUGUUGACCUUUCCCCCUACCUCCCUUACCCCCCUUUGCCAUAUCAUUUUGGGUCCCAGGCUGGGUCUUGCUCUUGCAAACUUCAUUAGGGUCUGAGUGUGGCCAGGAAUCUCUGUGACUUAGGGCCAAAGAGGGAGCUGCCGAGCCUUUGCCCCCCGGGCUUCCCGUGGAAGAUUGCUCUUUUGCUGGGUUAUUUCUGUGGGGCUGGCUCUAGGGCUUAGGGUGUGGGCCUGUGGACAGACAGGGCAGCGGUGCCCCUGAGAGCUUGGCAUCACAGUCACUUGGGAAGGUAGCUGGUUGGCGGGGCCAUGACAAGAGGCCUGAACUGGGCAGGUGGAAGGCUUGGUUAUGAUAGUGUCACAGCCCUUGAAAUAAAAAUAGCCUUUGUUUUGGGGGCGGAAGUUCUGGGUCCAAAGUGGGCAAACAGGUACCCCCAUGAGGCAUUUCCUCAAAGUGGGACUUAUUUUCUGUCUCUCUCUUUUUUUACUGAUGGGGAAACUGAGGCAUGGAGCAGGCCGCUGGAUUCACAUUCCUGGCUGUGUCACACCCCAGGCUCCCUUGAAUGAACCCAGAAGCCUCGUGGCCAAUGGCCAGCCUUGGAGGGGAAUUUAACGGAGGUGGUCCUUGCUGUGGGGGCGAGGCAGCCCCAUGGGCAGGCAGUAGAGACAGAGCUGGGGAAAUUUACCAGUCUCUGGCUGCCAGAGCUCAGGUGUGGUGGGGCUGUUUGGGGGUCAGUGUUGGGAAGGGGACCCUAGACCAGACUUUAUAGGAGGAAAGCAAACCACUUGGAUAUCCCAUCACGGAGGGUCUUGGAACCCAGGGGGGCCGGGAUAGAGGGACCGAAUGGGCAGGGAGGCAGCUGAGGGUGUACGGAAGAGGCUAUCAGGGUGCAGGUAAGCUAGGGGAGCAUCACCCUCUCUGCCCAUCCCCUUGUUUGUGUGUGCCCCCGGGGGGGCGGGGUAGGCCCAUCUGUUCCUUGUUAGGUACUCAACAGACCGUCUUCCAGGAGAGUAAUUAAUGCCAAGUUGCUGGCGGAUCCAGCAGCAAGCUUGUCCCAGGGCUUUAUCCUGGCGGCCCAGAUGCCCUGCUGACCCCAGAAAUGCUGUUCCAUUCCCAGCCAGCAAUCCUGGAGACACGGGGGGCCGAGUUGCCGGCAAAGCCCCUGCUUCUGAGCCUGAAUGGUAGAGAGGGCUUGGGUGGGGGUAGGCAGCCAGAGAUGGCCACAGGACGUUCCACCUUGCCUUCCCGCCCCGGGCCUGCCUCCGCCACCCACAAUGAAACUUCUCUUUCGUUGCUGGCUGUGCCCCAGACUUGCUGUGCGACAUUAGCCAUGUUGCUUAUCCUUUCUGGGCAGCUUUCUUUUCCGCCUCCAUCUGUAGAAUGGGUGUCGGACUGCGCCAUUGCUGAGGACCCCCUCCCCUUGUCUUAGUCUUAGCUUUUAUCUGCCUGAUUCAGAGCGGCCCCUGCUGGCAUCCCCAUUUCCUGCUCCCUGUAGACUUCCCCUUGGUGCUCCUCACCGCUCUCUGGCUGUGUCCUCUAACCCAGGGCCAGGUGACUGCUGGCUCUGUCUGUAAUUAACUCCUGCCCAUGCUUGGGACACGGGGCACUCAGCGCCAGCACCCCCAGACCAGCGGGUUCCCCUAGGGCCAGGGAGAGGUGACUGUUUCCACAGUGGCCACCUCCAGUCGGCCCAGCACAUUCCUCAGGCUUAUCUGGGGGCCCGCCCCACUGGACUCUGCCCUCCCACCCAGGAAGCAGCACCCAGAGGAGCUACUGAAGAGUUCCAGGGGCCGGGAUGAGGGCCUGAGUGGGCUUGACUCUCAGCCUCCCUCCUGGGGCUGGAGAGAACCAGCAGGCGCCGGGCAGAGGAGCUGCUAGAACAAUGCUGAGGCGGGCGAGGUGAGGAGCGGCCCUCGCGGCCCCCCCGACGACGGAGUGUCUCGAACAGGUGAUAGGAGGAUCCGGAAACCGAGGCCACCUGGGCAUCCCUCCCCGCUCUCAGCCAGGCCCGGCACCCCAAAGGCAGUGGGGAAACCAUGGCGACCAAUUUCAACGACAUCGUCAAGCAAGGCUACGUGAAGAUGAAGAGCAGGAAGCUCGGGAUUUACCGGAGGUGCUGGCUGGUGUUCCGGAAAUCCUCCAGCAAAGGGCCCCAGCGGCUGGAGAAGUACCCAGAUGAGAAGUCAGUGUGCCUCCGAGGCUGCCCCAAGGUAACUGAGAUCAGCAACGUCAAAUGUGUCACGCGGCUCCCCAAGGAGACCAAGAGGCAGGCGGUGGCCAUCAUAUUCACCGACGACUCAGCACGUACCUUCACCUGCGACUCAGAGCUGGAGGCGGAGGAGUGGUACAAGACACUGUCUGUGGAGUGUCUGGGGUCACGACUCAAUGACAUCAGUCUGGGAGAGCCGGACCUCCUGGCCCCAGGAGUGCAGUGUGAGCAGACAGACCGCUUCAAUGUCUUCCUGUUGCCCUGCCCCAACCUGGAUGUGUAUGGCGAGUGCAAGCUGCAGAUCACCCACGAGAACAUCUACCUCUGGGACAUACACAACCCCCGCGUGAAGCUCGUCUCGUGGCCCCUCUGCUCGCUGCGUCGCUAUGGCCGGGAUGCCACACGCUUUACCUUCGAGGCUGGCCGGAUGUGUGAUGCCGGGGAAGGGCUCUACACCUUCCAGACACAGGAAGGGGAACAGAUCUACCAGCGGGUCCACAGUGCCACCUUGGCCAUCGCUGAGCAACACAAGCGCGUCCUGCUGGAGAUGGAGAAGAACGUGAGGCUGCUGAACAAGGGCACGGAACAUUACUCAUACCCCUGCACGCCCACCACUAUGCUGCCCCGCAGUGCCUACUGGCACCACAUCACAGGUUCCCAGAAUAUUGCCGAGGCGUCCAGCUGUGCCGGUGAGGGGUACGGGGCAGCCCAGGCCAGCUCAGAAACAGACCUCCUCAACCGAUUCAUCCUGCUAAAGCCAAAGCCCGGCCAGGGGGAUGGCAGCGAGACCAAGACCCCAGCCCAGUGACGGCAGGGCCGGCGCGCGCCAAGGACCGCCGGGGCUGCCUCUUGCUGGGCCGACUGCAGCGUGUUGUGGACGCCCUCGAGGGGCUGCUGGCCAAGAGCCUGGAGAAGCGGAGCAAGCUAUCCCUUCCUUGCCCCCAGGGUGAGGCUGGACCAAGGCAAAGGGCUGGCCACACCGCCAGAGCAUGUGCGGGGCUGGAGCUACUGUGGGACUAUAUACUGUUAAUGAUUUUAAUAUAUAUGGCUUAUGACAUAUUCUAUACUCCUGAGAUUUCCCCCAUCCCUCCCCGAUACCACAUACAGUUUUUAAUCCCAUGACCGGGUCACAGUCAAGGCUGUUUUUGAACGUGAGGGCAGCUGUUCCCUGUCCUCCGUGGCACAGCCCUCCUGCUGCCAGGACUUGCUUGAGUGGCCAGGGCCAGAGGAGGGAGACAGAGCUCCAGGCUGGCGCUGGGACCGCUGGCUUUCCCCAAGCAGCCCAGGGGCUGAGACAGCAGGUGGCUUCUCAGUUCCUCUGGGCCUAGAGGGGCACAGGAAGGAGUUGAGCUUCCACUGUGCCUCUUGGCAGCCUUGCACUUGGGAGUUUUAAGCAGAGGUGACAUCUGGUUGACACCUCAGGUGAAAAUCUGGUUUUAAAAUGUAAUUUUUGCCCAGGCUCCUUCCUGCUUAGUAGGCGGAGAAGAUCCCCCAGGGGUGGGGGUGCAGGUCACCUCAGCGAGGAGGAGGAGGGCCGGUCUGAGCUCUUCCCCACCCCGGGGCCAGGCUGCGGGGAGCACCCCUCCCCCACCCUCACUGACCUGGGGGUAGGUGAUGUCCCAGCAGAGGAAGCCCCUCUGCCCUGUUUGGCCACCCUAUGGCCGGCCAAAAGCACUCGGAAACCGAGCCCUUCCCAUCUCCUCUUCCCCACAUGGUGCUGAGGCUCCCUGCUGAAAUGCAAUUAAAGCAAUUGAUUUUCUA
Molecule: messenger RNA, 4361 nt
Organism: Herpailurus yagouaroundi (jaguarundi)
Lineage: Eukaryota; Metazoa; Chordata; Mammalia; Carnivora; Felidae
Gene: DOK4
Product: docking protein 4
Exons: 9
Coding region: 2428-3408 (326 amino acids)
Biological process (GO): cell surface receptor protein tyrosine kinase signaling pathway
Cellular component (GO): cytoplasm
Source: RefSeq, a predicted model, not a curated record